Molecule: messenger RNA, 1276 nt
Organism: Oryza sativa Japonica Group (Japanese rice)
Lineage: Eukaryota; Viridiplantae; Streptophyta; Magnoliopsida; Poales; Poaceae
Source: RefSeq, a predicted model, not a curated record
CACGGGUGUCUUUGCUCAUCACAUCGUCGAUCGUCUUAGUUAAUCAUUUUUCUUAGCUAGCUCGAUCUCGCCUCGCCUCCUCCGGGCCUCCAGCGAAAGUAAUCAAUCAGAUUCAGAUCGAUCAGCAGCAGCAGCAGCAGCAGCAGCAUCCGCUCCCAUACAUGUCGAUCUCUCACUAUAAAUAACCUGCCCCCUCUCCCUUUCUGCUUCAAUUCCUACCUCACACUUCUGCAACAAGCUUUAGCUCCAGCCACCGGAACGAGAGAUCGAUACAGCUCGAUCAGCUAGCCGCAUUCGCCCUCGCCGCCGCCGACGAUGUCGAGCCGGAGGUCGUCGCGCUCCUCCGUGUCGGAGGAGGAGAUCAACGAGCUCAUCUCCAAGCUCCAGUCCCUCCUCCCCAGCUCCCGCCGCCGCGGCGCCAACCAGGCGUCGACGACGAAGCUGCUGAAGGAGACGUGCAGCUACAUCAAGAGCCUGCACCGGGAGGUGGACGACCUCAGCGACAGGCUCUCCGACCUCAUGGCCGGCAUGGAUCACAACAGCCCAGGCGCCGAGAUCAUCCGCAGCCUCCUCCGCUAGCUCAUCUCUUCUCAUCUGUUCUUCCUCCUCGAUGAUCGAUCGAUCUCGUGUUAUUCUACGUACAUGAAGGAUGAUAUGAAUGCAGCUCGUGCCCUGUAGCUACGUAUAAAUAUACACAUAUGUAUACAUGCAUACAGUACAUGAUAUGCAUAUGCCUAGAUCUGAUCUAGCUCAGUAGAAAAUCUACUCAUCUCGGUGUACUACUGAUGAUGAUGAUGAUUAAGGCAUGCAGCUGGCUUGAUGAUCGGUACUACUACUACUACUUCACUUCAGUUCAGUAGGGGCAUUAGCUAGCUAGCUAGGGCCGGCUGCCUAAUUAAGUAAUUAAGUAAUUUAUUAUUUGUAGUAGCCAGCUUGAUCUCAUCUCUCCUCAUGAGCCAUAUGACAUGUGGUUAAGUUAAUUAAUCCUUGAUGCAGUAGAGUCGUCCCAGCUGUUUCAUCGAUGAUCGUCGUCAUAUGUGUGUAUCUCUUGAUCUAGCUUUGCUGAUCUCCUCUUGUUUCAUUUCCUCUUUGUUCUUUUCAUGUGUUUUUCUGUGAGCUUAAUUAUUGUUGUUUUGGCGGUUUUGGAUCGAGUUGUUUUCCUCCAGACAACCGACCGACCGCUAGCUACCCAUCGAUACACCGCCAUCAGCGCAUGUACUACUGUGUCUGAAACUCUGAAUCAAUCUAAUCGAAUUUUUGUGCUGCGUACAUGACA